AUGGCAGACAUUAUUCGAGCAAGGUAUCGAGAGCAUUAUGAUGUAUGCUUCUUGGAUUUGGAAAAAGCCUUUUUGAGGCUUCAUAUCGCCUCCCCUAAGAGACCAGUGAAUGAGUCUUCGAUUGAUUCCUUUGCCAAUCUUGUGGAUGGCUUGAUUGUGCUCAAUUACUAUGAUGAUCUGAUUCUGAUGGCAAGCCUUUGUGGAUCCAAUUUCCCCGCUGAGAAGUGUGACGACUUACGUACGGUACCCGCUGCUUGUCGCCAUCUUGGCCUACUCUGGAAGAUUACUGAUGAUCGUCUGAUGGUACGCUUGGGGGGCGACUAUCUGCGCCAUUGGUUCGGUUCAUCCCCAGGAGGCUCCCGUCGUUCAGCGUGGGAUAAACAGUGGACCCUCAAUCAACAACAAACUCAGGCUUAUCAGUAUGCAUUGUCUACUAUAGAUGCGGCUUGCCUUGUUGCUGACGAUGAGUCUCUCUGGCCUGAGCUGAAUGACCCCUCACGAGUUCUCCUUGAGGCUUGUGCUGGGAGUUUUCAGCUGCGUGAUCGCGAGAAGCGUUGGCACAUCAAUCAUGCUUAUGGACUGCUCACUUUUCCUUAUAAGACCUCAUCGAGCCAUCGUUGUCUUCGAUCAUUGUGGAUUGACGAAGAGACUUUGACUCAGGAGACUGGUUCUUCCCCUGAGGUUUCACUUUUCUCCUCUACUCGGUUGCCACCGGUCUGUGGCCCGGUGUGUGUCAGCGGCCUUAUCUGA
Molecule: messenger RNA, 750 nt
Organism: Perkinsus marinus ATCC 50983
Lineage: Eukaryota; Perkinsozoa; Perkinsida; Perkinsidae
Exons: 7
Coding region: 1-750 (249 amino acids)
Source: RefSeq, a predicted model, not a curated record